This is a messenger RNA of Saprolegnia diclina VS20, 1284 nucleotides long. RefSeq lists its product as hypothetical. Lineage: Eukaryota; Oomycota; Saprolegniomycetes; Saprolegniales; Saprolegniaceae. The transcript has a single exon. The coding region runs from base 1 to 1284 and encodes 427 amino acids. Gene Ontology annotation, molecular function: oxidoreductase activity. The record is from RefSeq and is a predicted model, not a curated record.
AUGGACCAGGGUCUCUACGAGCGCUUCGUGUCGAUGCACCGCGAGAUCCUCUCGCACGCGUCGUCGCACAACACGUGCGGGUUCCUCUUCUGGCACCGGCAGUACCUCCUCGGCUUUGAAAACAUGCUGCGGUCGCUCAAGCCCGAGUUUGCGUGCCUCACGCUGCCGUACUACGACUUUGUCAACGACAACGUCAAGUCGCUCUCGGGCGAGUGCAAGGACAUUGCGAGCUGCUCGUCGAUCGUCAACGAGCUCGGGAGCGCGACGCCGUCCAUCUGGCCGCAUGUCUCGCUCAUCAACGGGUUCCCGGUGCCCGGUCGGUGCGACAAGGCCGCGCCGCUCAACCACUAUUGCCAGUGGCAAAACCCGAGCUCGAUCUUGUGCUCGCGCUGCGUGCCCCGGGGUCCGUACCACCUGACGCGCUUCCCGUGCUCGGUGACGCCGACCAACCUGCGCCGGAUUCUCUUCAAGAGCGCGAGCUUUGGCGACCUCAACCGCCGCCUCGAGUGGGGUCCGAGCCUCUUUAUGCACUUUCACUUGCUCGGCGCGCUCGCCAACCCGUGGGUCGGUCCCUCGGACCCGCUCUUCUUUGCGCUGCACGCCACCAUCGACGCGCUCCACACCAUGUACUACAACUGCCGCGUGCGUCCGCUCGAGCUCGACGACGCCGCCAAGCAGAGCAACCCGCUCGUCUUUGAAGGCUGCAAGAUCGGCGGCAUCUUUCCGAUCACCUCGACCUCCAACGUCAAGAUGAACGCCAUCACCAACGGUCUCUCGGUCGUCGACGUGCGGUCGCCGGCCCAGAUCACGUCGCCGUUCUUCAAGGACAUUCCCAACAAGAUGUACCAGCUCGCCGACACGACCGACCUCGGCGACAACAGCUACGAGUACGAGUUUACGGGACCGCUCCAGGUGCUCGCCGAGACGCCGUGCGCGGUCGUGCAGUCCGAGUCCAACAUCACCGAGAUCGCCGCGCCCAACAAGGCCACGGACGUCUACUUCAAGUGGCGCGCGGCCCUCGCGGCGCAGUGCACGCUCCAGGGCCUCUCGUCGCUCGAGUGCGAUAUUGAGAUCGAGAAGGUGCUCGUGCUCUACUACCACAACUGCGUCGGCGGCGGCGCCGUCGACCUCUCGGCGUCCUUCAAGCUCGAGUGGGGCAUCUCGGCGCUCACGGACCAAUUGGCGUCGCUCGAGGCGCUUUUGACGGGAAAGGCGUCGAUUGCGCUGGAAGCGUUUGGCAACAUCAACGAGCAGUUCUUCAAGUGCCGCGGUGACACGUACUAA